Messenger RNA from Ctenocephalides felis (cat flea), 492 nucleotides. RefSeq lists its product as uncharacterized. The record is from RefSeq and is a predicted model, not a curated record. The coding region runs from base 1 to 492 and encodes 163 amino acids. NCBI's taxonomy places the organism in Eukaryota, Metazoa, Arthropoda, Insecta, Siphonaptera, Pulicidae. The transcript is spliced from 5 exons.
AUGUCCUUUAGCAAAGGCCAAAGACAGCUGACAAAGUACAAAAGCAGCCCAGAAGAAGACCUCGCUCGAGCGAAUCCUCGUCAUCGGAUGACGACGACAAAGAUCGACGUCAAGAAACGUAAGAAGAGCAGGAAACGCCACGUUACGAGAGAAAAGGGUAGAAUUGACCUCGACGAUGAAGAUGAGGAGGAGGUCGAUAGUGAUGUUUGUCCUUGUUGUGAAAAAGGAGAGGAGUGCAGUGCUCCUAGUGCAGAUCCAGUCGGUUUCACCAUGCUGGAUACAAAACACAAGUGCCCCAAUUGCCAAUGUGAUAGGAGACACCGGCAUUAUCCACGGGAUGAUUCUACAGAUGAAGAAAUGAAUCCGUGCUGUCGGUCUUUUGUAAGGAUAUGUCGGAGAAAACGUAACAAGACUUGUCAAAAACACUGUCGUGCCAAGUCGCCCCGUAAAUUGACUCAUCUAAGAUACGUAUCGCCUUCGCAAAAAGAUUAA